This is a messenger RNA of Cryphonectria parasitica EP155, 2856 nucleotides long. RefSeq lists its product as uncharacterized. Gene Ontology annotation, molecular function: ATP binding; protein serine/threonine kinase activity. Bases 1 to 2856 code for a protein of 951 amino acids. Gene Ontology annotation, biological process: peptidyl-serine phosphorylation; autophagy; autophagosome organization. The transcript has 4 exons. Gene Ontology annotation, cellular component: autophagosome; cytoplasm. The record is from RefSeq and is a predicted model, not a curated record. NCBI's taxonomy places the organism in Eukaryota, Fungi, Ascomycota, Sordariomycetes, Diaporthales, Cryphonectriaceae.
AUGGCUUCACAAUCCUCGACUCCGGGGCGGUCCCGCCUUUCCAACGAUGCCAUGGAUCAAUGGAGUGUCGGUGUUAAGAUCGGGAAGGGCAGCUUUGCCACUGUGUAUUCGGGCACUUACAAGAAAACCGGAGCCUUUGUCGCCAUCAAAUCCGUCGAACUUGGGAAGCUGAAGGGCAAGGUGAAGGAGAACCUCUACACCGAGAUUAAGAUCCUCGAGACCCUUCGGCACCCUCACAUCGUCGCCCUACAUGAAUGUGUCGAGACUCCCUCGCACAUCCACCUUAUGAUGGAAUACUGUGAACUCGGCGACCUGUCGCUAUUUAUCAAGAAGAGGGAGUUUUUCCCAGAACAUCCAGCCACCAAGGACAUGGCAAGGAAAUACCCAGGGGUUCCAAACGGCGGUCUGAACGAGGUCAUAAUACGCCAUUUUCUCAAGCAGCUGGCAAGCGCUCUUGAGUUCCUCCGUGGGAAGAACCUGAUCCACCGCGACAUCAAACCCCAGAACUUGCUCCUGCUUCCAUCACCUGUCUGGCGAGAACAGGAGAAGCACAAGCCGCUCAUUCUCAGCGCCAGCAACGACAGCCUCAUCCCGGCCGCCGGGUUGCGGUCGCUACCUAUGCUGAAGCUCGCAGACUUCGGUUUUGCACGUGUGCUGCCAUCCACCUCGCUCGCUGAGACCCUCUGCGGUUCCCCACUCUAUAUGGCCCCGGAGAUCCUGCGUUACGAACGUUACGAUGCCAAGGCUGACCUGUGGUCUAUGGGGACGGUUCUGUACGAGAUGGCGGCAGGGCGAGCUCCAUUCAGGGCUACUAAUCAUGUCGAACUUCUCCGCAAGAUAGAAGCAGGAGGUGAUGUGAUCAAAUUCCCCAGGGAGACCGUCCUCUCAGUCGAGAUGAAAUCUCUCAUCCGCGCGCUCCUCAAGAGAAGUCCUGUGGAGCGCAUCAGCUUUGAGGCUUUCUUCACCCAUGACAUCGUCACAGGUCAGAUACCAGGACUCGUCGAGGAAGACUUGCCCCGGCCGGCACAGCCUAGAAGGUCACAUGAGUCCAUCACGGCCUCCAGGACCAGUGAGUCAGAUUCACUCGGUCGAAAGUCAUCACUGCGGCGCUAUGGCACGGAUCGAGACCCCAGCGGCGGCGAGACGGUCUCGUCUCCCGUGGAUCCUGUCGAGAGGCCAUACAGGCGGUCCCCCCUGUCUACCCCUACAGAGACCGAGAAACAGCUAGGUCACUAUUCACCCAGGCUCAGCUACUCUCCGCGCCAGGAGGUGGGACAAGGCUUGGGUAUACGUCGUCCACAACCUGUGCCAUCCACUUCAGCUCCGGCACGCCCGACGAUGUACGAAACUCGCCGGCGUGGGCAGUCAAACGCGUCGGCCCACACAGUCGCUCGCGACGGUGCCCCUUCGGGAUCCACUGCAGAACAGCAGGGCAGCCGAAGCGGGAGAAACCCGAAUGAGCACGAGAAGGCGGAGCAGGAAAUCGCUUUCGAGCGUGACUAUGUCGUGGUCGACAAGAACCAAGUGGCGGUCAACGCUCUGGCUGACGAGUUGGCUGCUAAUGGGCGCAUGACCUCGCUUGCGCAAGGUCAGUCUCCUCAGACUGGACAAAUGGUGCGGCGGAUUACGACCCAGGGUGCUCCCGACUCCAUUACGGGUGCCGUGGCACCUUCGCCGUCCCGAGCUGUGCAGAUUGCGCAGGGUAGACGGCCAAAUGUUCACGAGCGCAAGUCCUCGCUGAGUGUCAGCCCAGGCUCUGCCACCAAAUACAUCUCCAGGGCCAUCCAGGAGACGAGCCUCCGUCUCCUGGGCAUCAAAAACCCGCCCCUUCUUGGUAAAGGUGCAUCUCCGCCUCAGUUGUACAAUCCCUUCCCGGCUUACCCCACCCCAUCGGCACCUGUGAACCUGAUAGGUGAUGGAAAGCAGACCGCACCAUAUGACGAGGACGCCCGUGUUGCUCAGUGCAUCGAGGAGAUCGCAUCGCGAAGCGACGUUGUCUACGGAUUUGCCGAAGUCAAGUACAAGCAGCUUGUGCCCCUGGCCCCAUCUAUGGACCAUGGACUGGGCGGCGUGCCGGCCGACGGACCAGCUUCUAAUGUCGAGGAUGGACUGACUCCGGAUGCCGUCGUUUCGUUGUCAGAAGAGGCGCUUGUGCUGUAUGUCAAGGCCCUGUCGCUUCUUGCCAAAUCUAUGGAUGUGGCGAGCUUGUGGUGGUCGAGAAGGACACGCUCCGAGGCAUCUGGUGGUCACGCAUCAUCGGCUCGUGAUUCUGGUAAUACGCAGAACCUCACGCCUAGGAUCAACGCCGUCGUGCAGUGGGUUCGCUCACGGUUCAACGAGGUCCUGGAGAAGGCUGAGGUGGAACAUCCCAGCCACCCCAGCAACCAUUCGACAGAGGCCGGGAAUACAGGCGGAUCAGCCGUCGAUGGCGUCGUCAUCACCCCAGGCAUCAGUGCAGAAAAGCUCAUGUACGACCGGGCCGUGGAGAUGAGCCGCAAGGCAGCGAUCGACGAGAUAUCGAAUGAAGAUCUUGUAGGCUGUGAGAUCUCGUACGUCACAGCCAUCUGUAUGCUCGAGGCUGUCCUGGACAGCGACGAGGACCUACCUAAGAGGCGGGUCUCGGGACCUUCUAAGGAGGAGCGCGCGACCCCGCGGGAGGACACGUCAGAGAUAAACGCCGACGACCAGCAAGCUAUCAGAAAACUGAUAGGUAUGAUUACCGGUCGACUGACCACGGUCAGGCGCAAGCUGCGCAUGAUUGCAAGCGCAACGAAGCAACAGCAACAGACACAGACUAUCGCCCGACGUCGCAGUGGUGACGGAACGCCGAGGAGCUUGUCUUCUCAGGCCUCAUAA